AUGGUUGCUUUCGACCUCACAAUAUCUCGAGAGGACGAGGUUUUCUCCACUCCCGAACUACUCGAGCUCAUCCUGUUGCACCUGGACCCUCGGACGCUUGUGGUGUCCGCCCAGCGGACUUGUCAGUAUUGGAAUCGCCUGAUCAGGGACUCACGAUCGCUUCAGAAAGCGUUAUUCUUCUUGCCGACCGAUAGUGGUCCCACCACUCGCAACCCUCUGUUGGCUGAGGCUUUCCCGUCGUUCUUCCUUCCGACUGACACCCAAGAGGCCUUAGACUCCCAGGCGGAGACGGUCGAAACCGACGUCGUCUUUUCAUUCUUCAGUUGGGAUAUGGUCCAGCAUCCGGAGAAAAUCGAGGCCUACAACCGCAAAGAGGCCAGCUGGCGUCGCAUGCUGGUCCAGCAACCACCCAUCUCGGACUUUGCCUUUUUUGACUCAUUCUCUGCAAGGCGAUGGACGCAGGAGUUUUCGGAACAGAUAGUUCGGCCGGCAAACCUGAGAUAUGAUCCCAAUCCAUACGAGGGCCUGCGGAUGGAGACUCUGUUUGAUUUCAUGGUGCUUGAUGGCCCGAUCUCCUUUGACUAUGAAAGAUCGCACGUCAUCCAGUGGACAGACUACCCGUUUUCCAAGCCCAGGUGGAUGCGAAUUUCUCCCGAUUUGGCGGAUGCCAUAGAGGAUGAUUCGGCCAAGUUUCCUCUGAUUAUUCACCAGCAAAAAAUAUCAGGGUGUAUAAUGAUGGAAGAUGAUCAUGUCACUGCGGAGGAGAAAUUGAGGCGACUCAUCUUUCCCUCCUACGCAGACGUUCCCCCGGACGCGACAGCAAAAUUAUACGAGGUGGUGAAGGUGGAGCGUGAGAGGUCGAAAAACAACAUUCCAUUUGUGCCUGUAGUUGGGAUCUUGUGA
Messenger RNA from Penicillium macrosclerotiorum, 903 nucleotides. RefSeq lists its product as uncharacterized. The record is from RefSeq and is a predicted model, not a curated record. The transcript has 2 exons. Gene Ontology annotation, molecular function: protein binding. The coding region runs from base 1 to 903 and encodes 300 amino acids. Lineage: Eukaryota; Fungi; Ascomycota; Eurotiomycetes; Eurotiales; Aspergillaceae.